Molecule: messenger RNA, 4732 nt
Organism: Callorhinchus milii (elephant shark)
Lineage: Eukaryota; Metazoa; Chordata; Chondrichthyes; Chimaeriformes; Callorhinchidae
Product: E3 SUMO-protein ligase PIAS4
Exons: 12
Coding region: 23-1405 (460 amino acids)
Biological process (GO): regulation of transcription by RNA polymerase II; protein sumoylation
Molecular function (GO): transcription coregulator activity; SUMO ligase activity; zinc ion binding
Source: RefSeq, a predicted model, not a curated record
UGGUGGUGGGGGGGGGGGAAACAUGGCGGAACAAAGGGCAGCCAAGAAUAUGAUACUGGGUUUCAGGGUAUCUGAGCUCCAGGUGCUCUUGGGGUUUGCAGGACGCAAUAAAAGUGGGCUAAAACAUGAAUUGGUCUCGAGGGCAUUGCAACUGGUAAGGACCAACUGGACACCGGAGGUUUUUGAGAAGAUCCAGGAGUUGCAUGUUAUUCGCCACAGUUCAAGGACCAUGAAUACAUCCUAUCAUCAGGUUGUGACUGCUCCAACAUUUCCUUUACAUUCUUCAGAAGCAGCCUUGAAUGCCAGAACAUCAGUUACAAUUUGUCAUACAGGAAAAGAUGAUGCAAAAUCCAGACUGAGACUAACAAAUCUGCCUUUCUACGAGAUAUUAGAUGAAGUGAUGAAGCCUACUAAUCUAGUCCCAAGCAACAAUGAGAGGAUUCAAGAGAAUCAGUUCGGUUUUACAUUAACUGAAAAACAUAGGCAACAGAUUAUCUGUGGAUUUUCAAAGUCUGGUGGGCAGGCAGUUCAAGUACAGUUAAGGAUUUGCCACACGGAUACCGAAUUUAUACAAGAAGAUCAAUAUCCUCCCUACCUGACAGUCUUAGCAAAUUCAAGAUUGUGUCCUUUUACGAGUUAUUUUUCAUCGAAUAAGCCUAGCCUAGAACCAAAAAGGCCGUGUCGACCCAUCAACGUUACGGCACUGCUCAACUUGACGUCAGAUGCAACCAACUACUUAACUGUCUUUUGGGGAAACUUUGCCAAGGAAGCGGUGAUGAGGUCACUUUGCCAGGGAAAACUUGCAAAGAGCAGGAAAUUACAUCAACAUCAUCCUGACAUCCCAGAAAGGUACUCUGUGGUAUUGUACCUGGUGAGGCAGCAGACAACAGCAGAAUUAAUACACAAGCUUCAAGUAAAUGAAACAAGAUCUUCUGAAGUUUCCGGAGAAUUAAUUCGAAAAAAGCUUCGACUGGAGCCUGAAAAUGACAUUACCACCACUGGCCUCCGGGUUUCUCUGAUGUGUAGUCUGGGCAAGAUGCGCCUUUCAGUGCCCUGUCGAGGUAUUACAUGCACACAUUUACAAUGCUUUGAUGCAGCCCUCUACAUUCAAAUGAAUGAGAAAAAGCCUACAUGGAUGUGCCCUGUGUGUGACAAGCCUGCUCCUUAUGAACUGUUAUUUGUAGACCAACUAUUCUUAGAUAUUCUGGAGAAAUGUCAAGAUUCCACUGAAGUUCAAUUCAAGGAUGACGGAAGUUGGUCUUCAACGAAACCUGAAAAACAACUACAGAGGAAUUGUAGCCUCAAAUAUUCAAUAGUGGAAUUAGAAGAUUCUGACAGUAUAUUGCCUAAUCCUGUGAACUACAAGGGUGAUGUGGACAUUAUUGACCUGACUGUCGACUGUUGAUCAGGUGAAGAUAGACUACCCCAAAAAGAAUAUUACUGUGAAUGCUGGAGAGAGUUUACUAAGAAUGCAGGACAUAUUGCGCUUGUCGAAGACCUGCUGAAAGAAGUCUACCUCUGUGGUUGCAGACUUUAGUUCCUUGGAGCCCCUCCAGCCACAUCUACCUCCUAAAACCAUUGGUACAAUGGAGAACAUGAUCUCUUCAGAGAAGCAGCACUCCUACUAAGGGAAUGCUCCUAGAAACUGAUGUGAAGGACUAAUGUGUAGUUUGGGAACCUAUCCGGAGAACUGUGGCAAUGUAUUACAGAUCAGUGGCUCCUCAGCAACUGGUCAUGUUCUGCAAACCUAGUAAUUGACAGGCGAAUGUGUAAGAAUUCAGAUUAUUGAAGGGUUUCGCCAUUACUACAUUCUACGAAUUUAAAAAUGUCAAAUGAUUAAUUGCUUUGUUCUAGUCUCCAGGUUCCUUUUUGGAACUGCAUCUUUGUUGAUGUGUUAGAGGAUUCUUGCCAUCAUGCCUCAUUUUUUUUUAAAAAGGCCAACUUCAUCUGACCUUUUUUUUUCUUCAAUUAAUUUAUUUUUUUUAAAAAAACUUUCAACAGUGAUAUAAAAGUAUUUCUCUUCUGCUUCUCUUUUGAAAGCACUAACUUGGAUUCCUCAAGACCCGGGCACAUUAUCACAAAUCGCUGUUCACCGUGUGUGAUGCUGGAUAGUGAUUCCCCAUAAUUAUAAUAAUAAUAAUUGCCAGAAGCCUGUGUGAUCACUGAGGGCUUCAUGGCUGACUCAGAUAAGUUACUGCCCAUCCACUUUCGAGCAGGCUUCAUUUUAUACUCGCACGGGGAACUUACUGAUUUUUGCUUUUUUCACAUUACCCAGCCCAACAGCACUAAGGUCAAUUGUGGGACUCCAACUGCUGCUUUUGCUAAUGAGGCUCAGUCAGUCAGAGAAUCAAAACUGUGUGGUCUGUGUGCCUUUGUGCCUUUACCCUCAGUCCCAUUAGGAUAGUCUUUGUCUGAUUCUUCAAUCCUCUCAGCGAUGUCAGCACUCACUGUUGAAAUACUGAGAAAGUUAGAGGCAAGAAGAAAGGUGUUGGUCAUAAUUCUCUGAUGUCCUUUUCUAAAAAUGUGUAGUGAUGGAACAACAUGUUAUUUAAGGGUGUUCAACCAUCCAAUGACUUGCAUAUGCAAUUACUCACAUAUGCUAAGGCUUUGGAGCAGUAGGAGCAAAUGUUAAGGCACUUAAUAUGCUGUGCUCUGGUGUGAGAGGAGUCAGAUCCUUGCACUUAUAAACCUCUCAGCCAAGGUUUCGAGCAUAUAACCUCUCCUUCCCUCUGUCAGGGAAUGGUAUGGAGGAAUUUGCUAAAGCAAAGAAACUGAAGAAUAUAAGAUUAGGAAAAGCCAUUUAAUUCUAAUUGUCAUAAGAUUUUUUUUCUUUCUUCUUUCUAUUUCUACAUAGAAUCUACUAGCAACUGUAGUUCGGCCAUAUUUAUUUUUACCAUUAUAGGAUUCCUCCCUCUCAUCUCUUUUCCUCCGUAUAUCCACCCUGUUUUCGGUCAGGAUAAGACAGGCCAACAUUUGGCUUCUGAUUUAUUCCUUGGGCCAUCUGCUGGGUGAAGCACUUAAGUUAUGCAGGAAGGGUCAGCUCCUUCUGAUCAAUGUCUUUCUUUUUGCCAAAAGACUAGAAACUUUGAUUUGGUGGAAGCCAAGUGCAAAUGUCAGCACUGCGAUAAACUAGUUUGAGCCGGUGUCAUAGCUCCUGGGACGUCAUCGAUUCAUUAGAUUUUUUCCUUCUGUUAAUGUUGUACAGAGACGCCCAUUGUUUUUUAAGGCUCGUCUUUAAAUAUUUCUUUUGGUCAUAAUGUUGCAAUUCAAUAUUUCAAAUUUUGAAAACCAAAUGAUUGUUCAAGCAGGCAAAGCAGAUGUGCAGCAUGUUUGUCUUUGAAUGAAUCCUGCGGUUUGUAAUUUAACGUGGUUUGAAAGGGGAGGUGUAGCUUUUAAUAAUUUUAGGUUCAGUUAUCUCGUGCUGCAUGGUCUGCUCUGCGUUGCAUUAAAUUUAAAUUAUAGCUUUCUGAACAUUCAUCUGAAAGGAACAGCAAAAGUUCGUACCAAAUUGUGUUUUCGUACCAAAUGGUGCUGUUGCUUCAGAAUCUUACUCUUGUCACUUCCCCUAUAAUCCUUUGACCUGAUUUAUUGAAAUGGUAAUAUUGACAACCAAAUUUACUUUGCAAUUGCAUUGUAUUUGCACCAUGUUUCAGCCCCAGUAUUUCUGUUCAUCCUGUUGCCCGAGAUCAAAGGAGAGAUUUGGAUCGGUAACAUUGAUCGUUGUAAUUGGAGAAAAAGAUCACUAGAUGGAAUUUUGCAUUAAAUAAAUCUUGUAAAGCGUGAAGGUGUUUGAGUGUUGAAACAAAGCAGCUAAUCAAAGUAAUUCAGAUUUCUAAGCAAAUUCCUUACCCAUUGUUUUUAAAAAUUUGCCCAUCCAUGAUUUACAAAAGGCCUUUCAGACAUUUCUUUAAACUAUAAACGUUGAUGCAGCAGACUGCUGUUGAACUUACAAUACAACAACACAUGGACAUUUUGCAUAGAAAAUCCCUGCUAAGCAAUGAAGCUUUUGUUUUUUUUAAAUCCAGAAAUGUAAAAUUCCAGAAGGGUUUUUUAGCAGUAACUUUUGCACACUUUUUCAAAAGGAGUAAAAAUGUGUUUAUUGCACAGAAUGUUUUUUUAAAAAAAGUGAAAAACAAUAUUCAGAUCUGUGGUUCAAACCUUUCAGACUAACGGCAUAUGUUCUAUACAUAACCUUACCAUUUAGCAUCUACUGGUGAGGUAAUUAUCAGAUGUCUGGAAAGACUACUGGGAUUGAUUUUUAAUAAAUAUAAUGCACUUUUUAGUAGAUAUAAAAAAAUUACAACCUAUUCAUCAACCAAUAAUUUUAUUCUCUUCAAGCAUACAUUUUCUGGCAUCUUUAAUGCCUUGACGUUUACAAAGCCUAGAACUCUACAUACCUCGAAUGCAAAAUCAAGAAUAGACAUUGGGUUUUACCUUAAAAUUGCCAUUGUUUAAGCUCGCUUCAAUACAAUGGGUUUAAAAUUGAUGAGCACAAGGUCAUUGUUUAAGAUAGACAGUGUACUAUUUUGUCGAAAGAAUGGCAUCAUGUUGAGCCUGUUUCCCUUAUAUGUCCAAUAUAUUGCUUGAGCAUUUUUGAAUGUAGACAAGUGCCGGAUUUCUAAAUAAAAACAUCUUGUUUUCGUUUUCUCACAAAUUGGUUCCCAGGGUCAGACUUCGCUGAACAACUCAUUUCCGAAAGUACGUUCAGCAUUAACAAAAUGAUCAUCUGUAC